ACUGAGAAUAUCGUAUUUUUUUUCUUGAAUAUUUUUGUUAAGCUACACUCUAAGCUUUGAAGAAAUAAAAAUCAAAACACAAUCAUCUUAUCAGUUUUAUUUGGAGAACGUUACAAUAAUGAAGUCAACUUUUGUGAUUUUUAUUUUAAUAAAUUUAUUUUUAUUGACUUUCACUAAAAGCAUUGCUGAAGAAGAUGACAAUGCUAAAUAUUGUAAAGUAAAAGAACAUAGAAAUGUAAAAGUUAAAGCUGGUGAACAUUUAGUUCUUCCAGAAAAAUGCCAAAUAAUAAAAUGUGAUGAACAAGGAGAAAAGUAUACAAUCGAAAAAUCAUCAUCAGAAUGUGAUGACAACACUCUUGGACAAACAUAUCCGAUCCCUACAACUGAAAAACCUCGAGUUGAAGAAGCAAUGCAAAUGCAAAUUGUCGUCUACAAAAAAGAUAUUUAGAGAUCGGCAGUCACAAAAUUAAAAUUUGUAUAAUUGAACAUUUAAUUACAAAAAUUCAAUUUUCUAAAAUAAAAAAUUUAUAAUUAUAAAACAUAACCUUUCUUAAACUCUUUUCUCCGAUAUUAAAUUUUUUUAACAUUCAAGGAAACAAUAAGUAUAGAUUUGAUGGGAAUUUGAAAAUUUCCUUUAAAUAUUUGUUGCAAUUUUGUGAAAGUUAGUAAGAGAAGCCUUUUAAUCUGUAAGCCAAGAAAAAUGUAAAUUUGUUUUUUAUUUGAGAUUCAUUUUCCGCGACCCGAGUUAUAGAGUUUUUAGUUUUCGUAAUAAUUUAAUCAACAACCAAAGUUCAAAUAUUAAAUAUAAAAAAAUUCCGUAAAAAUACUUUUUACCAUAUCCUUAGAUAUGGUAAAAAGUAUUAUACCGGCCCUGCUGAAUUUUCUGAUUUUAAACCGUAAUAUUCCCGGAAAAUUUACUGAUUCAUUUAUUUAAUAGGAAUACAACUAAAGGAAAUAGAUUAAUUACAUAUCUCUCUGAACAUAAAAGAGAUGGGGAACCUGCGGCUUCUUUUGGUUUGUUAUACCGCCCUGUCUUUCAAAAUGAACUUUUAAAUAAUGAUUUCUUUCCGAAAUUUUUAUAAUUUAAAUUAAAUAUUAUUAAAGGUGUAAGAGUUAUUUCAGCAAAAAAUAUUUUUGUAAGCUUUUUUAUUUCCUUAAAAAUCCUUUUAAUAUUUUCAGGUCACAAUUCUGUAGAGGUAGGAAAUUACGGCAAAAGACUCUUGACACCAAAGAGCAAAAUAAAAAUCAUACUCAUAAAACUGUUAAACCGGAAUUGAUUCAAAAUAAGGAACAGUAAGAAUUUUGUUUGGUGUUUUAAUUCUAAUAUUGAAUUCGCUAGUAAGAAUUAUUAUGUAUGGUGGAUUCGCCUAAAAAUCUAGCAAAUAAGACAGUUUAGUGUUGUGUAUUCUGAAUUAGUCAAAAUUUUUGUGGCAUUUUUAUUUUUACAUAAAAUGUCAAAAGUAAGCAAAUUUGUCAAAUGUCUUUAUAAAAAAUUUUUAUUGCGAAAGUUUAUUGUAAAAAGAAAAAUGCUACCACUGAGCGGCAUAUAAAUCCACUUAACUCAAAAUAUUUCGGCAAGUAUGCGAAUUCGUUACACAUAAUAAGCCUAUUAAUUAUUUUAAGAAAUAUAUAUUUUUUUUCAAUAUUUUUAAACUUUAAAUUAAAUUAUUAAAGAUGUAAAAAAUAUUUGAGCAAAAUAUAUUUUUCAAACUUUUUUUUCUCUAAUACAUUUAAUAUUUUUAGAUUAUCAUGUCGAAGAGCUAUGAAAUCGCGGCAAAAUACUUUUGGGAUCAAAGAUACAGGUCUCAGAACUAAUGGAACAAAGUUAAUUGAAAGAAAACCACAGUAAGAAUUCUGUUUUGGUGGUUCAAUCUUCAAUAACUGGUUUUAGUUAAUUAUUUACGGCGAAUUCGCCGAGUAAUUUGGCGUAAAUAAUUAACUAAAACCAGGUUUGGUGGUAUUGUAUAUGGUGAAUUCGUCAAAUUUUUUUUUCGAAUUCAACAAAUAGCCUGCUAACUAACAAGUUCAAGAAUUUGUCAAAAGUUCCUAUACAGAAUUUUAUUGUGAAAAUUUGCUGUGAAAGGAAUAAACUAUCAUUGCGUGGCCUAUAAAGAAAUUCGUUUUGUAGGCCAAACAUAAUAAGUCUAUUGAUUAUUUAACCAAAUAUCUACUUCAGUAAUAUUUUUGCAUUUUCAAUUACAUUGAAUUCUAUUUAAUAUUCUUAGAUCACCAUGUCGAAGAGCUAUGAAAUCACGGCAAAAUAAUUUUGAGAUCAAAGAACAAGAUAUAAGUCUUAAAACGAGUGAACCAAAGUUGAUUGAGAAAAAACCACGGUAAGAAUUUUUUUAGUGUUUUAAUCCUUUAUAACUGAUUUUUAGGUUUAUUAUUUACGAUGAA
Molecule: messenger RNA, 2397 nt
Organism: Condylostylus longicornis
Lineage: Eukaryota; Metazoa; Arthropoda; Insecta; Diptera; Dolichopodidae
Exons: 4
Coding region: 119-448 (109 amino acids)
Source: RefSeq, a predicted model, not a curated record